UCCGGUCCAGCACAUAUGAGAAUCGGGCCUUCAUUUGAUAAAUUUCUCAUCCGACGGUUUGGGGAUCGGCUUAAAUCAAAGCAACCGGCACGUGAUUUUUUAUCCAGCUUCGCACAUUCGGGACCAUCUUCUGGUGAUUUAGGGUUCGAUUGCAGAGAGAUGGGAGGAGGCCAUGGAGGGAGUACAACUUACAAAGGUGUAACUUUGCAUCACCCAAAGCGAUGGCAUGUCGUCACCGGCAAAGGGUUGUGCGCUGUCAUGUGGUUUUGGGUCAUGUACAGGGCUAAGCAAGAUGGUCCUGUUGUAUUGGGUUGGCGACACCCUUGGGAGGGCCAUGGUGAUCAUUCUCACGAUCAUGGAGACAAGCAUUAGUGAUUAUUGGCAAUGUGUUUAGCAGCAGCUGUAAGACGAUUAUCGGAUUAUAGGUUGCUGUUGGAGAUGCUGUUCUGAUUGUCUUCUUGUUAAAUUAUUCGUUUUGAAUAAAGUGAAUGUGAAGAAAGAUUGUAG
Messenger RNA from Hibiscus syriacus, 507 nucleotides. RefSeq names its product NADH dehydrogenase [ubiquinone] 1 beta subcomplex subunit 2-like. The record is from RefSeq and is a predicted model, not a curated record. Lineage: Eukaryota; Viridiplantae; Streptophyta; Magnoliopsida; Malvales; Malvaceae. Gene Ontology annotation, cellular component: mitochondrial inner membrane. The transcript has 4 exons. The coding region runs from base 16 to 372 and encodes 118 amino acids.